UUUCUCCCACAUAUUACAAAAAUUGAGCACCUCCAGUUGCAGAAUUUACCAAAGCCUCAAGUAAAGGAACAAACGAGACCAGUAAAUUUCAAGCUUCACACUGAGGAGAGAGCGACUAGGAGAGCUGGAUUCAACGAUCUCGUUGCAAGCAAGAUCUAUUCGCUUGAAAUACUUAAAAGAUUUGAAGAGAAGAUUCAGAAGGUUAUAGAAGAAGAGGAGAUCAAGAUAUUGAGGAAAGAAAUGGUCCCAAAAGCCCAAUUGAUGCCUUUCUUUGACAAACCAUUUUCGCCACAGAGGUCAAGAAGACCUCUUACAGUUCCAAGGGAACCCAGUUUUCUACACAGAGAGAGUUGCAGUGGAGACGAAGGAUUCAAAUAUUAUCAACAGCAUUUUGGGCAACACAUGAAAGCAAUUAGAUAAUCCAUGGGGCUUCAGAAGUACUUGACUAGUUUUAAGUAGGAUAAGUGAAUGAACAUCCGCUGCUUUCGAUUGCUGGAGUUAUGCCAAAUUUUGCAGUUUGUUUCAUUAUAAAGACAUUUGGCUAGUGAUAUAUCUUAAUUUAGGCACAAGUUUCUUGUGUGUUUCUCAGUGGCUAAAAUAUCACAUAGAGCAUGAUAUAAAGAGAUUUUCAAUAACAUUGAAAUUUGUA
This is a messenger RNA of Asparagus officinalis (garden asparagus), 649 nucleotides long. Its product is annotated as protein TPX2-like. NCBI's taxonomy places the organism in Eukaryota, Viridiplantae, Streptophyta, Magnoliopsida, Asparagales, Asparagaceae. Gene Ontology annotation, cellular component: mitotic spindle; nuclear microtubule. Gene Ontology annotation, molecular function: protein kinase activator activity; microtubule binding. The transcript is spliced from 3 exons. Gene Ontology annotation, biological process: regulation of mitotic spindle organization; mitotic spindle assembly; activation of protein kinase activity. The record is from RefSeq and is a predicted model, not a curated record. The annotation marks the transcript as partial.